Lottia gigantea (owl limpet) is the source of this 4443-nucleotide messenger RNA. RefSeq lists its product as hypothetical. The record is from RefSeq and is a predicted model, not a curated record. The transcript has 6 exons. NCBI's taxonomy places the organism in Eukaryota, Metazoa, Mollusca, Gastropoda, Lottiidae. The coding region runs from base 1 to 3816 and encodes 1271 amino acids.
AUGAACAUUAAAUAUGCUACCGAUGACCGUGUUGACAACAAGUGGCCACAUUUGGUAUCACUUUACUCGUCGGGAUCCCAAACCCGAUUAGACGAUGGUCAAAUGGUUGAUCCAAUGGUAGCAUAUGAUAAUGUAAUACGUUCAGAUGAAAUGCACGGAGCUUACAAAUUUUACUAUCAACCAGAAGAUGGUGGUCGACCAUUCCCUGCAUCUGGCCACACUAGUAAGGGAAGUGAAACAGAUACCAGAAGUACUGACGAAGAAAAGUUUAAAAGAAGGGCGACAUGCAGAGUGUUUCUGUUUGUAUUUUUAUUGAUGACCCUGCUUGCUGUAGUUGUAACAUCCAUCACAUUAGCUAUAGUUUUAACCCAGGGAUCGGGAUCAACACCACCAACAGAAUCAUACCAAAAUGGCUUCCGUUUACCAGACAGAAAUUUCACCGAUGAUCUCAAUGAUAAAAAUAGCGAGGCCUAUGCCAACCUGGAAAAGGAGGUUUGUUCAAAGGUAAAGACAACACUUUCUGAAAGUACAUCUCCCGUUAAAGAUCAAAAGUUAGAAUGCUUCAUCGUCAGCGUAAAGCCUGGAAGUAUUAUUAUAGUGUAUGAAUUGAAAAUACCAUCAGCCGUUGUUCAGCAAAUAGCAGAUUUUAGGAUUAAAAUAAAUAUAUUCUUAGAGGAAAAAGUUUCAAAUGGACAACUUGGAGAUAUCAAAGUGGAUACAACGUAUAAAUGUAACGACAACCAAGGUGAUGCAGAAUGCAAACAAAAGGCUGUGACAACACAAACGCCUACUACACAAACAACAUCUGCAUCUGAUGCCGUAACCCCUACUCCCUCUACUGCUUCAACGGCUUCCGAUGCUGUAGCAACGCCAAGCAGUGGUGCGCCCUCAGCUUCCGACACCACUGCUUCUGUUCCUAUUGAAGCGUCGACAACAGAACAAAUGGCAAUCCAAUCAACAGAAUCGCAAGACCUAGCAUCUACAGUUACAUCCUCAUCCGAUGUCGUAACUUCAACCUCAGCUACUAUUUCAAUGUCCCCCGAUGCUGUAGUGACACCAAGCAGCGUCCAGACCACAGUUUCUGACACCUCUUCUGUACAAAUUGAAGCUUCGUCAACUGAACAAAUGGCAAUUCAAUCAACAGAAUCGCAAGACAUGACAACUGCACCAUCUCCAUCCGAUGUCGUAACUUCAAUUUCAGCUACUACUUCAACAUCUCCAGAAGCUGUAGUUACAUCAAGCAGCGUCCAGACCUCGGUUUCCCCUUCUUCUGUACAAAUUGAAGCAUCGUCAACUGAACAAAUGGCAGUCCAAUCAACAGAAUCGCAAGACAUGACAACUGCACCAUCUCCAUCCGAUGUCGUAACUUCAAUUUCAGCUACUACUUCAACAUCUCCAGAAGCUGUAGUUACAUCAAGCAGCGUCCAGACCUCGGUUUCCCCAUCUUCUGUACAAAUUGAAGCAUCGUCAACUGAACAAAUGGCAGUCCAAUCAACAGAAUCGCAAGACAUAGCAUCUACAGUUACAUCUUCAUCCGACGUCGUAACUUCAUCCUCAGCUACUACUUCCGGGGCUCUGGUAACAUCAAGCAGCGUCCAGACCUCAGCUUCCGACACCUCUUCUUCUUUACAAAUUGAAGCAUCGUCAACUGAACAAAUGGCACUACAAUCAACAGAAUCACAAGAAAUUACAACUAUGGCUACAUCAUCUCCAAUUUCAGCUACUACUUCAACGGCUCCAGUAACGUCAAACAGUGUCCAGACCUCAGCUUCCGACACCUCAUUACAAAUUGAAGCAUCGUCAACUGAACAAAUGGCAGUCCAAUCAACAGAAUCACAAGACAUGGUGGUUACAUCUUCAUCCGCUAUUGAAACUUCCCAUUCAGUUACUAGCGCGGCUACAAAUGGUUUGACACCAAGCAGUGUCCAGCCUUCAGUUUCUGAAUCCUCCAAUUCAGGAAAUAUCGAAUCUUCAACGUUAAGUCAAUCAAGCAGCGUCCAGUCGCCUGUUUCUGAUACCUCAUCAAUGGAGCAACAACAAUUAGCAUCACCGUCUACUAUGAUGUCAAUGCCAAUGGAAUCAUCAUCUUCAUCUAUGCAACCGGAGUCUUCAUCAGCAUCAAUAGCAGAAGAGAUGUCAAUGAUGUCUGCAACCACCACCAUGCCAAUGGCCACUUCUUUAACGUCAUCAAUGGUACAACAGCAGCAAUCUUCAUCAUCAACCAUGAUGUCAAUGUCAAUGGAAUCAUCCUCUUCAUCUAUGCAACCGGAGUCUUCAUCAGCAUCAAUAGCAGAAGAGAUGUCAAUGAUGUCUGCAACCACUACCAUGCCAAUGGCCACUUCUUUAACGUCAUCAAUGGGACAACAGCAGCUAUCUUCAUCCUCAACCAUGAUGUCAAUGGAAUCAUCUACAUCAAUGCCGUCGGUUCCUGUUGAAUCUUCAACGCCCAUGAUAUCUUCACCAUCAGUAGUAGAUCAGUCAAUGAUUUUUUCUACCGCUACUUCGCAAAAGGUCACUUCUGUGAUGGCCUCAAUGGCUGAACAAUCAUCGUCAUCGCCAACCACAUUGUCAAUGUCAAUGGAAUCAUCGUCUACAUCAUUACCGCUUAUGUCCUCGUCAACUCCAAUUGCAGCCGAAUCUCCCUCAGUGACAAUGAUGCUAUCUUCAACGCCCUCGGGAGUAGACCAGUCAAUAAUUUCUUCGACCGCUACCACGCAUAUGACCACUUCUUUGAUGACAUCAAUUGAUGAACAAUCAUCGUCACCAACCACAUCUUCAGUUUCAAUGGAAUCAUCAUCUACAAAACCGCUUGUGUCCUCAUCAACACUAAUUGGAACCGAAUCGGCCUCGGUGACAAUGAUGACAUCAGUAGAACAGUCAACAACCACCAUGCCAAUGGUCACCUCUGAAAUGUCAUCAAUGGAACAGCAACAGUUAUCGUCAUCAUCAGACAUGACUUCAAGGCCAAUAGUAUCAUCGUCUGGAAGUUUUGUCGAAUCUCCUUCAAUGCCAACAAUUGAAUCUUCAACGUCAUCAGCAGGAGAACUGCUCAUGGUGUCUUCAACAACUACAAUACCAAUGAGCACAUCGAUGAAUGAUCAGUCGUCGUCAUCAUUAAUGUCUUCAAUGACAAUGGAUUCAUCAUCUGCUUCAUUACCAUCAAUGUCAUCAUCGAUUUCAGUCGAAUCUUCUCUGACGAUCAUGACAUCUGCAACGACAUCAACAGUAGAACAGCCGAUGUCGUCUAAUACUGAGUCAGUAACUACAUCUGUGACGCCAUCAAUGGAUCAGUUAGUAUCGACCACAUCUUCAGUGUCAAUGGAAUCUUCUGCUUCAAUACCGUCAGUGUCCUCAUCAACUCCAAUCGAAUUGUCCUUGUCGACAGUGUCAUCAUCAUCCCCAUCAGUAGUAGAACAGCCUAUGACGUCAAAUACUGAGUCAGUAACCACAUAUUCUAUGAUGCCUUCAAUGUCAACGGUGUCAACUCUUGAUGUACAACCGACGAUGACAUCUUCUGUCAUGUCAAUAAGUCCGACAUCAACAAGUGUAGAACAAUUGUCCACAAGUAUUGAGACAUCAACAACGGUGGAAAUGUUAGCUUCACAAUCCGUCAGUGCUACAUCAGACUCUGUAUCCGAAACCAAAUCUUUAGACCCAUCGAGUGCAUCUAUCGUGGUUUCUUCUGCACAAGAAACAAGCAGUAUGACUGCUGAAGCCAUAUCAUCAACAGACCAAGCAAGUCUUACAACAACAUCCCCUAUGGACCAAACUAUUUCACCCACAUUUACCAUAUCGGAUGUCACCAGUACAGUCUGAAACUGUUAAUAGGUGUUUGAUUCUAGACUUGUUAUGUCUUUGGCAAUUAUGCAAGACAGAGCCCGUGCUAUAGACACUGCAUCUUACGUUAUUUCGGAUAUAGUCUUUUUGUCUCACCCCUGCGUUGAUAUACAUCAAAGAGUACCAGUAACAUAUGGAGGAUACUCAUAAUUAACAGAAGGACUAUCUAUGGAUAACCACCUAUUAAAAAUUAUUAAAGGGGGUGUGUGUGUGUCAGCUGUAUUAAAAGAGGAAUGUGACCAAAUCUUUUCUCCCAGUGUUCAAUCAUUUAUUUGUUUUUGUCAAUUUUGUUUCGGAAGUAAAAGGAAGGUGUACUACUUUUCUCAUUAAUUUAUUUGUUAAAUUAUUUUCGAACAAAAUCCGAAUGUCCAGAUUAAUCGUAUAUCUAACUCUUCAAUAGGUUAUUAAUGAAUCGCUCAUUUUGUGAGUAUCGUGAUUUUCGUUGGCUGGUCCAAACGAAUGAUAUGUUGUAUAUAAUAAGACAGUAAUAAUGUUAAAUGCAAUUAUAUUUGUUAUUAAUUUGAUUUUUUAUAUAAUAUAUGUAUCUAAUACUCACAUUUUUAUCAUUUUUACAUAAAAUCAUUUUUACAUAAAAUCAUUUUUAUA